AACAGUGGAGUGGAGCAGAUUGGUGUUGAUGUCCGUGACCGUCUGAAGUAUUUCGUUUUGGCUGUUUUCUAUUCCCUGGUUUCGCUUAAAUGGCUUAAAACAAUCCGUGCUAUUUAUAACUCGGGAGACUUUUAUCCUUCCUUUACGGGUUAAAAAUAACGGGACAACAAUUCGCGUUAGAAAUGCAGUUUCUUGGCCAUUUCCUUGGUCUUCUUGUGCUAACUACAUGCGAGUUAUCACUGUGUUUUCCUGUUCCAGUAGACACCGUCAUCGUGCAGGUCCAGCAGUGGGGAGUGGUGGGGGCUCAGCAGGUCGCAGAGCAAGUCCUUCUCAAUGGAGUCUCUUUAAAAGACAAAAGCCAGGAAGUUGACAGCAUUAUUCAAACCAUGUCAGUUGAUUCAUUCCCAACUCUUAUCAAUGUGAACCAGACUUCCAUCCUGAGUAACCACACUGUUCUCCGUUCUCGAGAAUGCAUACUGGAGGGGUCUCAGCUGCUCUGGGCUGACCGUGUCUUCUACGAUGGGAAGGUGUAUCUGACUCUGGACCACACUGACACGUGGACAGCACACGUACCGGAAGCACUGGCCUUCAAAGUGUUGUGGGAGAAGGAAGAGCAGCGCACAAAAAUUGAGAGUCCCCGCCUGCAGGAGGAAUGCGUCAAGCUGAUGAAAGAACUGAUGCUUUCUCAGGAGCAGUCUGUUCCAGGGAUACCUUUGCCUCAGUUCCUCGUUCCAAUCUUGGCAGUCCUGGUGUUUAUAGGUCUAAUCAUGAUCACUAUCCUCCUCUCUAAAAAACAAGGUCUGAGGCACCCUGGAGGUGUUCUUGGCUCGAUAAUACAUUACCCUAAAGACAUCGGUGAGACCGCUCCAGAAAUAAAAGGCAAUGGUUACCGUACCUUGUAGUUGAAAGCUCCAGCCGAUGAACAGAACCAUGUUUGAGCUUUUCCUCCAUUUCUACUGUUGAAUGUCCCCCUGCUGAUUCACCAUUGGACAGUGUUGCUUCAUUAAUGGAACCAACAUUUUCCAACAGUAACAACUGCCCCAAUGUUUGAAACCCCUGUGGUCUGGAUUCCAGGUUAUUUAAUGCACUUUAAUGUUUGUACCACACUGAAUUAACACAUUGCAUAUGCAUUUAAUAUAUAUACAUAUUCUUAUAAACGCACACACCCAAAGAAAUGAAAACAUAAUCACUGCCUAAAGCAAUGUACAAGCUUCUUUUUGCAAAAUAAAUAACCAUAUGGGCAGAUGUUUUAAUUAUUUCUGGACUGAGCUAAUCCGGUAAACAAUGCAUGUGUAUGUCACAUGGAACUCUGCCAAACACUGGAUGAACUGUUGAGGUGUCUUGUUAUCCAAAGAGUGUGCUGCAUACUUGUGAUUUUCACAUUUCUUUGUGAUACGUUUUUGUGACUGUCUAUAUGUUCCCCUAUUAUUUGUUUGUGUGACAUUUGAGAAAAAUGUUCUAUUAAAAAUUACUUUUAUGGAA
Molecule: messenger RNA, 1482 nt
Organism: Gymnodraco acuticeps
Lineage: Eukaryota; Metazoa; Chordata; Actinopteri; Perciformes; Bathydraconidae
Exons: 6
Coding region: 183-902 (239 amino acids)
Source: RefSeq, a predicted model, not a curated record